Molecule: messenger RNA, 2208 nt
Organism: Eufriesea mexicana
Lineage: Eukaryota; Metazoa; Arthropoda; Insecta; Hymenoptera; Apidae
Gene: Vps51
Product: vacuolar protein sorting 51
Exons: 10
Coding region: 1-2208 (735 amino acids)
Biological process (GO): Golgi vesicle transport; retrograde transport, endosome to Golgi; lysosomal transport
Cellular component (GO): GARP complex; membrane; EARP complex
Source: RefSeq, a predicted model, not a curated record
AUGGCAGAAAAUUCUAACAAUCCAUAUGAUAUUAAUGGACAACAUUUCAAUCCUGAUAUGUAUUUCCAAAAAUUAUUAAAAGAAUGUACAUUAAAACAAAUUAUGGAUCAUGAAACAGAAAUUAUAAAAAAUACUCAAAUUUUACAUUCUGAUAUGCAAACUUUAGUGUAUGAAAAUUAUAAUAAAUUUAUAUCUGCUACAGAUACUAUUAGGAAGAUGAAAACAGAUUUUAAAGAAAUGGAAGACAAUAUGGAUUCACUAGCAAAAAAUAUGGACAGUAUUACUACUUUUUCAGAACAAAUUUCAUCAACAUUACAGGGUACUAGACAGCAAAUUGCCAAAUUAUCUUCAGUUCAUGCCCUGUUAAGAAAGUUGCAAUUCCUCUUUAAAUUACCUGGGAAUUUAAAAGAUAAAAUGAAUGAAGAAAGUUAUGCUCAGGCAGUACAAGAUUAUAUUCAUGCGCAACGUGUAUUGAAUCAAUAUGGUAAUAUGCCAUCCUUUCAAGGAAUACAAAAAGACUGUGAGGAUAUUGUAGAAGAACUUAAGUCAAGACUGAGAAUGCAAUUUCAUAAAAGAGAUGCAUCAACUAAAUCUUUAGCAGAAAAUGUAGAUCUUUUGUUACAGCUAAAAGAACCAGCUGAUUCUUUGUGUGCUGAAUUUUUAACACAUGCAGAUGGAAGAUUAACUGAACAGCUAAAUAUUCUACAGGAUAUGUUUGAAAAUGAUAUCAUAGAAUUUAUAGAUAUGGCUAGUUCAGGCUUUCUUAGUGACUUAUGUUUAAUUGUUGCUUCAUACAAUGAUAUGUUCAUAAAUCGGCCACCAUCCGAAGAUAACGAAUUCACCGAUGAUUUUGAUACAAAAGCUAUUGCUCGUUUGAAUAGUUUCAUAAUGAAGAACAUGAAAAAAUAUUUUGACCUAAUUGGAAAGAGAGUUGAAACUGUAACUGAUACAGCUAUUUUAGUGAGAGCACUAGAUAAAUUCCACAGAAGACUGCAAGCUAUGAACAUGUUAUGUAAAGAAACAGACUUUGCAAAAACAGGUACCAAUAUCGUUAUUAAUGCGGGUAGGAAACAAUGUCGUAAUCAUUUGGACAAUUUAAAAGGUCACUUAAACGAAACUCUUGUCAAAGUGAAACAAAUAUUGACAAAUAAAGUUUCUCAAGAAGGAGAUAAUAAUUUGGCAGAACUUCAGAUAUUACUUAUAAUGCCUAUCAUCGAAAAAAUUAAAGGAGUUUUACAAGAUUUACUGGUCUUUUUACAACCAGAUUUGUCAUUCAGUUUGAAAACACAAUUCCUCAAAAAUUUUUGCGUGGAUGAAGUUAGGGAGGGAUUAGUAGUUGGAUUUCUACAUAAUUUAAUAGUCACUGCAAGUGGAUUUUGUGCUGGAUCUGACAUUCAAAAAUUUCCACCCACCCUCCUACUCUUAUUGAGUAAGAUGUGUAUAGAGUACAAAGAAAAUAAUGUGAAAUAUUUGCUUACUACUACCGAUAAUUUGUUCAAUAUUGAACAAUACGCGUCAUCUGGAAACGUCGUUACAAUCGAAACAGAGCUAUGCGAUAAGUUCCAAGAAGCGGCGCAAAAUUUAUUAAAUCAUUACGUUCGUAUUCAAGGUUUGGCAGUGUCGCAAAUGUUAAGAAAAUCCGUCGAAACGAGGGAUUGGUUACAUACGAUCGAACCAAGAACAGUUAGAGCUGUAAUGAAGAGAGUCGUAGAAGAUGUAACAUUAAUCGAUACUCAAGUCGCUGCAUUAUACGACGAUUCCGAUGGUCAAGUUGAUAGAAGUAGCGAUAGCAGUAGGAAAACGCAUAGCGUAAGUGUGUCGAGGCAUCACUAUAAAUCAAGCUGGUCAUCGUACACGUCCAAUCAUAUAGAUUCGUCAUUGGUGACGAAUAUCCAUAAGUUAUUCUCAGAACGCAUUGAAAUUUUCUCAUCAGUUCAGUUUAACAAAGCUUCCAUCCUUACGGGGAUCAUCAAAAUAAGUAUAAAGACUUUUCUAGAGUGUGUAAGAUUACGAACAUUCAGUAAAUAUGGACUGCAACAAAUUCAAGUGGACACACAUUAUUUGCAGCUAUAUUUAUGGAGAUUCGUUUCGGAUGAAAACGUCGUCCAUUCUUUACUAGACGAAAUACUUGGAAGCGCUGUACACAGAUGUUUGGAACCAGUCUUAAUGGAACCAAGUGUAGUCGAUAUUAUUUGUGAAAGAGGAUGA